AUGUCUCUACUCACCAAUUAUGAGGGGCUUCGGCACCAGAUCGAGAGGCUGGUGAGGGAGAACCAGGAGCUCAAGAAGCUGGUGCAGCUCAUUCGGGAGAACCACGAGCUCAAGUCGGCCAUCAAGACCCAAGCAGGCGGCCUGGCCAUCAGCGGGUUCAGCUCCGGGCUCAGCGAGGCGGCGACCAGCCCCCCUCAACGCCGGGGAAACUGUGUGUUCCUGCCCCCGUCCCCGGCAGCAGCAAACGAGCCUCUCCUGGAUGAAGUGGGGAUCAUGACUCUGGCACCCCUGGCCGACAUGCUAAACAGCCCGCAGCCCGGCACUACGGCACGCCCAGCCGCCAACCCCCUGACCGGCCCCCUCAGCCCCCUGCUGCCUGGCCCGGGCUCUCUGCCACAGUGUGGCCCGCUCACCAGCCUCCUGACCGGCCCCAUGGCGGUGUCCCCGGGGGGCACGCUGACCAGCUCCCUGGGCCUGCCCUCAACUGGCCCCCUGACUCCGAGCAGCCACCUGACCGGCCCCAUGGCGGUGUCCCCGGGGGGCACGCUGACCAGCUCCCUGGGCCUGCCCUCAACUGGCCCCCUGACUCCGAGCAGUGCCCUGAUGGCCCCAAUGACAGGCGCCGUGGCCGUCUCUCUGAGCAGCCCCCUCCUCACCUCCGCAGCCGCCCCUCUAGGUGUCUCUCAGAACCUUCUGGCCAACCCCAUGGGCAAUCUGGUGCUGUCAGAUCCGCUCCGGGGGUACCCUUCCGGACCCCAUCCCUCGGCUGGAGCAGGGCCUGUCGCCACCCCGAAAGCCCCAAUCUCCACUGAGCAUCCCCAGCCGACCCAGGACCUGGAGCCCUUCAGCAUGACGUUUGUGGGUUCACCCAUCCAGGCCUCCACCCCUAUCGGGACCAGGGGCACGCCUGACCCCAUGACCACCUUCUCCUACAGCGGCUCAGAUGCCCAGGCCCAGCCCAGUGCCCCUCAGGGACAAGCGGUUCCUGCGUCUGUCCCCACGACCCCAACCACCUCUCCGACUGCCACAGUCCUCGUCCCUAUCCCUACUGCCGCCCCCCAACCUACCACCAACUACACUCCCUCGAGCACCACCCACACUGUCCAGUGCCCCCCUCAGUCUCCCCCCCGGGCACACCACCCUCCCACCCAGCCCUUGCCCACACCCCGCUCCCCUCCACGAAAUCCCCACUCCCCGCCCCGAACCUCGUCCUCCCCGGCUACAGUCAGCGACGCCCGGGGUCCACGCGGCAUGGAGACAUCUCGGAAAAGCAUCCUAGAGCUGGAACGGAAGAUGGCCCAUCGAAAGGCCAGCAAGUUCCCUGACAGCCCCCGAGAGUCAAAGCAGCUAGCCUGGGAGAGGCUGGUGGGGGAGAUCGCCUUCCAGCUGGACCGCAGAAUCCUGUCCAGCAUCUUCCCGGAGCGUGUGCGGCUCUACGGCUUCACUGUCUCCAACAUUCCAGAGAAGAUCAUCCAGGCCUCCUUGAACCCCAGCGACCACAAGCUGGAUGAGGAGCUGUGCCAGACCCUCACACAGCGGUACGUGAGCAUCAUGAACCGGCUCCAGAGCCUGGGCUACAACGGGCGGGUGCACCCGGCGCUGACGGAGCAGCUGGUGAACGCCUACGGCAUCCUGCGCGAGAGGCCGGAGCUGGCGGCCUCGGAGGGCGGCUCCUACAGCAUGGACUUCCUGCAGCGCGUGCUGGUGGAGACCGUGCACCCCAGCAUGCUCAGCGACGCGCUGCUGCUGCUGUCCUGCCUCAGCCAGCUGGCCCACGACGACGGCAAGCCCAUGUUCAUCUGGUGA
Molecule: messenger RNA, 1806 nt
Organism: Neogale vison (American mink)
Lineage: Eukaryota; Metazoa; Chordata; Mammalia; Carnivora; Mustelidae
Gene: SPATC1
Product: spermatogenesis and centriole associated 1
Exons: 5
Coding region: 1-1806 (601 amino acids)
Source: RefSeq, a predicted model, not a curated record